Messenger RNA from Anopheles cruzii, 1449 nucleotides. RefSeq names its product G-protein coupled receptor moody. Gene Ontology annotation, biological process: G protein-coupled receptor signaling pathway. The coding region runs from base 1 to 1449 and encodes 482 amino acids. The transcript is spliced from 6 exons. Gene Ontology annotation, cellular component: membrane. NCBI's taxonomy places the organism in Eukaryota, Metazoa, Arthropoda, Insecta, Diptera, Culicidae. The record is from RefSeq and is a predicted model, not a curated record. Gene Ontology annotation, molecular function: G protein-coupled receptor activity.
AUGGACCUGUUCGAUGCAGGUGAGAGCAGCCUACUUUAUCCGUACGUCGUGGAGCAUAACUUCUCGGACGGUGCAUCGACAUACAAUGGUAAACAUAGCGGUGCCAUCCCGCUCUACACCGGGUAUCCGCGGCUGCUGCUCAAUAUUGCGACGGUGACGUGUAUCGCUUACAUGGUGGUUGGCGUUCCCGGCAACCUGCUAACGAUAGUGGCCCUGGUAAAGAGCAAGAAAACACGCAAUGCAACGGCCGUUUUCAUCAUGAAUUUAUCGUUCUCCGAUUUGCUGUUUUGUUGCUUCAAUCUGCCUUUGGCCGCGAGCACCUUUUGGCAUCAGGCGUGGCUGUACGGGGAUCUCUUCUGCCGCCUGCUGCCCAUGAUGCGCUAUGGGUUGCUGGCCGUUUCACUGUUCACCAUUCUGGCCAUUACUAUCAACCGCUACAUUAUGAUCGGUCAUCAGCGGUUGUAUCAAAGAGUUUAUAAAACGAAGCACCUGUGCUUAAUGGUGGCCUUCACCUGGAUACUUGGGUUCGGGUCACUACUGCCAACGUGGCUGGAAAAGUGGGGAAAAUUUGGGUUAGAUGGGGUUAUCCAUUCGUGUUCUAUACUGCCCGACAGUCAACGUCACUCACCGAAACAGUUUCUGUUCCUGAUCGCCUUCGCCCUGCCCUGUCUGUCGAUCAUAGUGUGUUACGCGAGAAUUUUUUACAUCGUCCGCAGCACGGCACUACGCACGCAGGAUCAGGCGAGCGACAAUCUGGAGGACAGCUUGGAAGAUCUGUCAACCGGUGUGAGCAAUCAGCAGCUGGCGGAAAACUGCGACACAAGUCAGAUCGUCCCACGGCCGCUAUCGUACACCAAUUUCGGCCCGGACUCGGACUGGCGUUUCAUCGAUUCCAGUACGGACAACGAGAUCUUCUGUGAUGCCACGGAUGGGGCCGAUCGGCCGAAGAGUGCUGAAACGGAUGACCGCCGCACUUCAAGGAUCCAGCCACAAACCCCCAAAAGUGCGGUAGAUGGAAUUGUUAAACCGCGAAACCAACGGUAUGCCGCAGCAUCCGGCCCCGGGGUGCGGCGGAACGCAAGCAACUUGAACGCGCGGAAGCGCAGAAGACAUCUCAACACUUCCGGUGCAUCGAUCAUGAGUGCGGGCAAAAUGUCCGCCAAGGACCGGAAGCUGCUCCAGAUGAUUCUGGUGAUUUUCGUCGCGUUUCUCAUCUGCUAUCUGCCCAUCACGGUCGUGAAGCUGUUCCGGCCCAGCCUGCAGAUACUGAACGUGAUGUCCUAUCUGCUGAUCUACCUGACCACCUGCAUCAAUCCGAUCAUUUACGUGGUAAUGUCCAGAGAGUACCGGCAAGCGUACUCGGACCUUGUGCUGUGUCGUCCGUACGAGAAAGCCAAGGCAAAGCCACCGAAGACCGCCAAUGUGAUGCGCGUUGCCUCGAAGCGUUAG